Messenger RNA from Branchiostoma floridae (Florida lancelet), 1252 nucleotides. Its product is annotated as AAC-rich mRNA clone AAC4 protein-like. Bases 199 to 969 code for a protein of 256 amino acids. The record is from RefSeq and is a predicted model, not a curated record. The transcript has 4 exons. NCBI's taxonomy places the organism in Eukaryota, Metazoa, Chordata, Leptocardii, Amphioxiformes, Branchiostomatidae.
GUAUAAAAUCUGCCAGCGUUGCAUCACACUCAGUAACAGAGACACGACGAACGACAUCAACAUGAGAUAGUCAAGGCGUGUUAUCAUUUUCAGGAAAAAUGACUGCUCGUCAAGUAAACGGGAGAAGAACACGACGGUCUAGGUGCGGAAAUCACAUCGGGAAGCCUCCCACCCAGCCACCGCCGGGUCCAGAGCGGGAUGACGGUCGCUAGCACCGCGUCCCAGACCCGGAAGUUGGGGUCUCCUCAGCGGCCCUCAAAGUCUAACCGUAAGCGUUCUAACAGAUCAAGACUCUACAACAACAAGAGAACAAGGUGGAUAAAACAACGGGACGACUCUCCGCCGUACGGAGUCGGCCUGUGUACACAAAACUUCAGCGUCAGGCUCAAGCACUAUACAACCUUCCACUUUGAACGCCAGGUUAAGGAGAGACAGAGUGCAGGGCUGACCUAUGUGGAGCUGGCGGCCCACAGGAGAGUGGAGGACAUGCACCUGUCUGCAGCGGCCGCUAGGAUUAACGCCUGCCCGAACGCGGGAGGAAACUCCGUCUACUCAGAGGUGUUGUCCUGUGAGCUGCUGUACCGCCUGUUUGGAGCCCAGCUGUUGAAGACAGAAAUGGAAGUCACAUACUUCCCGCAGGGCGGGGCACUCACAGACUACACCUGCCAGCUGUUUGGAGUACAGGUAGGUGUGUCAGUUACAAGGGCAAUGAAGUUCAGAGGCGAGUUUGAUCGCGAGGAUGCAGAGAAACUACUGAUGAAGAAACUGACAGGGGUCAUCAAUGCAACACAGAACACCAUGGAAUCAUGGGACAAGCAGAUCCUACACGUGUGGACGCCCAGCAAACACGUGGCGCAAGUCGUCAUGGCAACAUACCACACCCUACCCACACACAUCAAGGCUAACACCGUCGUGUUGCUUACUGUUGUGCAGGGCAACAUAUCACGUGAAGUUUUCCAGAAUAGAUGACGAUACCAGUUAUACCCAUGGAAGGGAUUCAAUUAUAUCUAGUCAAGAACACAGUUUCAAAAACAUGAUCUCCUAGCUUACCAAUACUGGCGCACUGUAACCAUUCUGACCAGAUCAAAGUGAAAGACUAUUGUAGGAUAGAAACAUGUCAUUUUGUCUUAAUAAUGUGUGGCUGUUCUAUGUGUUACUGUAUGUAUUCUAUAUAAACUGUAAAUAUUGUUAUUGCCCAUAUCCCAGCAAAUCUUCACCCAGCAGAUCAUGUUGUAAUAUUUAUAUCAAGUUU